Oryzias melastigma (Indian medaka) is the source of this 1185-nucleotide messenger RNA. It is a transcript of the gene dera, whose product is annotated as deoxyribose-phosphate aldolase (putative). The transcript has 9 exons. Gene Ontology annotation, molecular function: deoxyribose-phosphate aldolase activity. The record is from RefSeq and is a predicted model, not a curated record. Lineage: Eukaryota; Metazoa; Chordata; Actinopteri; Beloniformes; Adrianichthyidae. Gene Ontology annotation, biological process: carbohydrate catabolic process; deoxyribonucleotide catabolic process. Bases 115 to 1071 code for a protein of 318 amino acids. Gene Ontology annotation, cellular component: cytoplasm.
GCUCUACGUCCCUACGUCACUGACCCGGAAGUUGCGCGUUGACAGCCCCCGUGCUGCCCACGUGACACUCUCAGUCCGCCGUUACUGUGGUUGUCGGACUGGAGUUUCUCGGUCAUGUCGUCCAGGAAUCCCGGGGCAGCCCUCGACCUGGAGUGGAUAUCCAGAGUGAGGGUGAACACUCAGGCGGUGCUGAAGAGAGCUCAGAACAUUCAAGGACAGAAGCUUCCCAAGAAACAGUGGCAGUCUGCCUGGCUGUUGAAGGCCGUCACCUGCAUCGAUCUGACCACCUUGUCUGGAGAUGACACCCCCUCCAACGUACAUCGACUCUGCAUGAAAGCCAUCCAGCCAGUGAGACGCGACCUGCUCAGGACGAUGGACAUGCAUGACAAAGGAAUCACUACAGCUGCAGUGUGUGUGUAUCCUUCUCGCGUUGCUGAUGCCGUCCGCUCACUGAAAGCAGCAAACUCCAGCCUUCCUGUCGCCUCAGUGGCCACCGGCUUCCCGGCUGGCCAGACGCCGCUGGAGAGUCGGCUGCAGGAAGUCCGCUCUGCGGUGAGCGACGGAGCCACCGAGAUCGACAUCGUCAUCAACCGGAUGCUGGCUCUCACGGGGCAGUGGGAAGCCAUGUUCAACGAGAUCCGGCAGUUCCGAGAGGCCUGUGGCGACGCCCACAUGAAGACCAUCCUGGCGGUUGGAGAGCUGGAAACCCUCAGCAACGUCUACAAAGCCAGCAUGGUGGCCAUGAUGGCAGGCUCAGACUUCAUCAAGACGUCGACGGGAAAGGAGGCGGUCAACGCCACGUACCCCGUCGCCAUAGUGAUGCUGAGAGCCAUCCGAGACUACUUCCUGUGGACCGGACACAAGGUGGGCUUUAAGCCGGCGGGGGGCAUCCGCACCGCUCAGGAGUCUCUGGUGUGGCUGACUCUCAUCAAAGAGGAGCUGGGCGCCGACUGGCUCCACCCACACUUGUUUCGGCUGGGAGCCAGCAGCUUAUUGGCUGACAUCGAGAGGCAGAUCUACCACGAGGCGACGGGUCAGUACGCGGCCCAUCACGAGCUGCCCAUGGCCUGAAGCCACGCCCCCUGCAGACUCCUCUGGGACAAGCAGGAGAUGGUGCUCCGUCUGCUUUGACCUUUCUGUCUUCCACACCUCGGUUUAUGACAUUAAACUGAUUUUUUCAACAGC